CCUUAGCCACGACAUCCCACUUGGCCUAAGCUGAUAUACUUCUUUCAUCAAUCACACGCUCUAUAUAAAUUGCCAUCCUUGCACUUUCCCCGCUCUUGGGUGUUCCUGCGGAGGCGUAAUUGUUUCGAAAAUGUCCAAGGCCUUGACCAAACCGCCUCGCGCUUCUGCGUCAGCGGCAACAGACCCCAUACCAUCUGAGCUUCUAAAAUAUCUAGAGAAGUACCGUGUCGUUGUCUGUACUGUUUGUCAGUACGCAAUUCAGCCGAAUGCAAUAGCCCGACAUCUUAAAGAGAUACAUCGCAUAACCCGGUCCCGUCGAAGGCCGUUUAUGCAACACGUCUCUAAAUUUGAGCUGGCUGAGCAGGAUUGCGUGGUGGGCUUGACGCCACAAGACUUCCCCGUCCCCUUACUUCCAGUGCAAAGCGGCCUUCAAUGUCAAUACAACAGUUGUUUACAUUUAUGCGCCACGGAGAAGCGUAUGAAGAGCCAUUGGUAAGUCAAACUGCUGCUCGUUUUGUACCCGCUAUUAUUCGGUGCACUUAGAACGAUCGGCUCAAUUUUAGAUAUCCUCAAGCAAUUUUUUCAAAUGAUCCAAUCAUGUGGAAAAAACUGUCAUGGCUAUUCUACCUAUUUAGCACCAUGAUCAAAAGGACUCUUACUAACCUUGAGGUCCUGUUAUUUAGGCUCUCCAGCCAUGAACGCCGAGGACAACCAAUUAUCGAUUGGAAACCCGUGCCGCUACAGACCUUUUUCAAAGGAAACCUUCUUAGAUACUUUACAGGAAUACCACAUAUCAAAGAACCCGACAAAAAGUUGGCUCAGUUCGGCUGUGAUAAUGGUGUGAAAAACCUCGAAGUAAGUCUAGGGAGUUGUUUUGUUCCCCCGAAGCUUGGCUAACGAAUUGCAGGUAAACAGCGAACCGAAGCCUGCCGAAGCAGCAAGAGCCCCACUUUCUCCACUAUCUGCUAUUCAACUUUCAAAUCUAAUCGAUAGUUCUAAUAACCCUCUAUUGCAUCAUUAUAUUGCAAGUACCAGUCUGAGUCUUUCUACGAAUAGCGAGAUGAGACUUAUGGUAAGCAAGCACAUUUAUAUCCUCGUCUUCCAUCCCAAAACAAAUUCGAACCGGGAACUGCUUGAUAUUUGAAACAUCCCUAUCAUUUGUUACUGUAAUAUCUCGCACAAUUUAACCAGUUAUGCGAACAGUUUAAGUUAACUAGCAUUUUUUGUUCCUUUCACUACUGAAACCCCCUGUUUGCCUUUCCUGUUACUUGGAAAUAAGACAAGGCUGACUUUCUGAACUUCUCAGUGGCAAGUAUUCGUGCCACAGCUUGCCUAUCAGCACCAAUUCCUGAUGCACGCCAUCCUAGCCUGUUCCGCUCUCCAUCUCGCAUAUCAGAAUCCAGAGCGACAACAAGAAUUAGUAGCCAAAGCCACCGAACACCAAGACCUUGGAAUGCCUUUAUUCCGGUGGGCUAUGGCCAAUCCCGACCUACGCAACUGCGAAGCAGUGUUUCUCUAUACUCAUCUCCUAGUGAUAAACUGUUUCGCCUUGGAAAAAGAAGCCGAAAGGCUGUUCAUGGUCGAUGGUAACGCAAAAGACGAUGAGGGCCUUCCGGCAUGGUUGUUCUUCAUUCGAGGUGGAUGUUCCAUGCUUUGCGAUGUGUGGGACAAGAUUGAGGCGGGUCCCGUGCGGUAUUUGGCUGUCGCUUGGGACUUUCCUAUCGAUAUUUCAGCAUAUUCGGAUCAGCCUUUGAUUGACUAUUUUGUUUCUGUUCCUCACGAUGAUGUAAGUACAAGAGAUCGCACAUCUAUAUGCAACAUUCCGGGUUAUUCACGGUGGCAUCUGUGCUCGAACUCUCAUUGCUUUAAACCCCUGGGGUAUUUUCUGGUUAUUCUGAGAUUUUUGGAAUAAUCGAGAGUACUUCCAGACAUCUAGAAUAAUUACCUCAAUUACACUAAAGAAACACAACAGCGACGUUUCUCUCAAGGAGCCAUCUAUUUCACCUUAGCCCAAAACACUUGAAGCACUGUUUGAAAUGCUUUAAAGAAAAGGAGAUCUUCCGCUAACACUUGAUUUCCAGUGGGACGAACAAAAACAAAAACAAUAUCGAAUUGCCUCUCUUGAACUAGCAAACGCCUUCUGCUGCAUGCAAGCCAUGGGCGAGAAUGCCACAACCUGGGACAUCAUUCGAAUAUGGCUUAUGAGAAUCCCCGUACCUUUCACGGACUUACUGAAAAUCUACGACCCAGGAGCAUUAAUUCUUCUGGCUCAUUAUUGCAUCAUUCUUUCCAGAGUUGAGUCCUCUUGGUACUUGAAGGGUCGAGCUUCGAGGUUGCUUUUUAUGAUAACGCGGAGGCUGGAUGAGAAAUGGCAUCGUUAUAUCAGAUGGCCGUUGGAAGAGAUUGGAGUUUCGACGCCUUCUGGAGCGGCGAAGCAGUUGUCGUGGCCUCCUGUUUUUGAAUGA
Messenger RNA from Hymenoscyphus albidus, 2465 nucleotides. The record is from the annotation of a GenBank genome assembly. NCBI's taxonomy places the organism in Eukaryota, Fungi, Ascomycota, Leotiomycetes, Helotiales, Helotiaceae.